This is a messenger RNA of Aaosphaeria arxii CBS 175.79, 1441 nucleotides long. RefSeq lists its product as uncharacterized. The record is from RefSeq and is a predicted model, not a curated record. Lineage: Eukaryota; Fungi; Ascomycota; Dothideomycetes; Pleosporales. The transcript is spliced from 2 exons. Bases 295 to 1002 code for a protein of 235 amino acids.
CACUGAGCACGCGUGGUCGCGUUACCCAUUUCCCAGCCGUGACGCGCCCAGCCUCACCACCUACUUACAUACCUACUUACUACCUACCUAACUACUCACCACUUAUCACUUACCACUCAGUGCCAGUCCGUGUUCUCCUCGAUUGUUUCACCCAUCUUUAUAACUGUUACACAGUGCAGAGUACAUAAACCCAGAAGCCUCAUUUCCAUCACUCACACCCACACCCGACACUGACACUCCGCACACUGUCCCCCUCCAACUACACCCACAACCACAACCACAAACAAUCCAAUAAUGGGUUUCAAGCGCAAGCGAUCUACCCUCGACGACUCGCCUCUCUCCAUGUCCAGCUUUGCCUCUUUGAACACUCCCGAGGCACAAUCCCCGACCCCCAUCCCACAUGCCCUCCAUUCAAUCAUGGACAUCGACCCGCAAUCUCAACCCUAUACCGAUCCCGCCGCGCGAUUCGGUCCUGUCAAAGACUGGUUUGCGCAUGCCCAAAGAGUCAAGGCCUCAGAUCUAGGCUGUCGGACGCGCAAAAGGUUCCGCGACAAUAGACCAGACGAGCGCACCAUCCACGAAAUAACUAUGAAUAAACUCUUCUGCGCGCAACGAAACCUUCCCAAUGCUUCCCCCAUUCCAUCCUUGCCACAAUACCCAGGUGUCGAGACCCAAUCUGUUCCUGUUCAAAAGUCGACGCUUCAUUCCUUUUGGAAGAUAUCUGCUCCCCCGGUACAGCCGACCCAAUCACCCCCAGUACACGUCCAGCAGCACCACGAGGCAACACUACAGGCAUGGGACACUCCGCGAUGUGAAGAUUGCGACUCUGUCCUCCAAGCAGCAGACGGCAUGAGCGUUGACAUAGACAUGGAUUCAGAUGCUCACGGAUGCCAAUUUGCAUGCAAUGAGUGCGGUCGCAAAAUCUGCGCAUCCUGUGCUGUCGUCUCCAAUCAUAGGCACUGUCUGCAGUGCGCCACAGCAGGCAGAGAAGGACGAUGGUGAUGAUAACAAAUAACACCAUGGUCUUGGUACAUGUUCUUUUGAGUAAUCGAUUGUAAUCUCUACGUCUUUUUAAUUGGAUACCCAGCAUUUCAGCGUUCAAGGCCAGAUUGUACCUUGGCAGCGUCUGGUUUAUUAGGGAUUUGGGGACGAUGAGCACCCACACACCUUGGGGCAAACGGGUCGUUCAUUGCACCAAAAAAAGAUAAAGUGGACGAACUAGCCCUGAAUACAACUAUCUGCAAGAAUCGCAUUGCCCUUUGUCGUCCUUGAAAGCUCCAUAGCCUGCACCAUUACUCACAUUCGUUCCGAGCACAUACACUGGCGCUUUCCAUGCACGCAGUUCUUCGUUGUGCUGAAUGUACCUGCAUUUGCCCACUCAUCUACCUGUACGCCGUAGACGAUUGUAUAACGUGGUGCUAUCUCGUCCAACUCCUGGUGU